Messenger RNA from Oldenlandia corymbosa var. corymbosa, 1699 nucleotides. NCBI's taxonomy places the organism in Eukaryota, Viridiplantae, Streptophyta, Magnoliopsida, Gentianales, Rubiaceae. The record is from the annotation of a GenBank genome assembly.
CCACCCCUUGUCUCCGCCGCUGUAAACAAUUAUGAUUCAUUUCAUGUUAUAAAAUUUCUCUGUACAAAUCGUUAUUCUUUUAGAUACAUGGCACUUCUAGUGAUUGCUAGCUGACACAUUUUCUUACCACCACGAUAAACUUGAAAGCAUAGCUGCAGCAGAAGUGCGUGCCCAUAGACUAGCCCAUAACGAGGAGGGGGAGGGAAUUGACUGAUUGAGUCAUGCAUGAGUCAGUCCAUCUGUAAUACGAGAAUUCCGUGUAAUCCUCGUCAAUAAUUGCCUCAAUACUACUAUUAUUAUGAGAAUCUAAUUAUCUCCUGUAAGUUUUCUCUGUCCCGUACAAAAGAUAACAUCCCCUAUAUUUUAGCCUUCAGAGUUUCUAGUGUUUCUGAUUGGAUUUCGAUCCUUGACCCCUUUCCCUUCUUUUUUCUUUUUUCUUUUUUUUGCAACAUUUUUCUUAGUCCAAUCUGCUAAAAGGCCAUUCCUGAUCUGCAAAACUUCAAUUCAUCCAGGAACGAAAUCUUGGAGCAAAAUGUCGACAUUGGUGGCAGAUAUCAACUUUGUGGCAGAAGAGGUAAACAAAUCUCUGAGCCCCAAAUUCUCAUCAUGUGAUUCAAUUCCCCGGAACUUGAUUAACCAGAAUGGCAAAAGGGACGACAAUGCUGUUAAAUCGCAAUUGAAGAUCUUCAUUGGGUAUGAUCCCUGUGAGGACAUUGCAUAUGAAGUCUGUCGUUACUCAUUGAUGAAAAGAUCUUCCAUCCCAAUUGAGAUCAACCCAAUUAAGCAAUCUGAAUUGAGGGAAAAGGGUCUUUAUUGGAGGGAAAGAGGGAAAUUGGAAAGUACAGAGUUUUCAUUUUCUCGUUUUUUAACCCCUCAUCUAGCCAAUUUUGAGGGUUGGGCCAUGUUUGUAGAUUGUGAUUUUCUCUACACUGGUGAUAUAAAGGAACUAACCGAUUUGCUUGAUGACAAAUAUGCUAUAAUGUGUGUGCAACAUGAUUAUACCCCUAAAGAAACAACAAAGAUGGAUGGAGCUGUUCAGACAGUGUAUCCUAGGAAGAAUUGGUCUUCCAUGGUGUUGUACAAUUGUGGGCAUCCCAAAAACAAGGUUUUGAAUCCUGAGGUGGUGAAUUCUCAGACAGGAGCAUUUCUGCAUAGGUUUCAGUGGUUGGAAGAUGAUGAGAUUGGGGAGAUCCCAUUUGUGUGGAAUUUCCUUGUGGGUCAUAAUGUAGUUGUUGAUGGUGAUUCCAGUACGUUUCCCAAGGCAAUACAUUAUACUUCAGGAGGUCCAUGGUUUGAUGCAUGGAAGGACUGUGAAUUUGCAGAUUUGUGGCUGAAUGAGCUUGAGGAGUUCAAGAAAGCAAAAGCCAAGAAGAAUGUAGAUUACUAAUCUGUAGAUCAGGAUACAUUAUCUGUUUAACAUUUGGUUUUGUAAUUGUUCUUAUCAGUUAUCACUAGGUAGCAUCAAGAUGAGAGAGGAUGUUGGAUAUUGGGUUCUUCAAAUUAACAUUACCAUCUAUAGCUAUCUCUUCAGUUUGUUUGUUUUUUUUUUUUUUUUUCCACAAUUCUGUGACUUGUUUGGCAUUUAUCAGCCAUCUUUUCUCUUUGUAGGCUUCCAAACACAUUUGUUGAUGAGCUUGCUAUUCCAGAGACUAAUCAUCUCAUCUUCAUCAUUUUUUGGCCAAAAAAAUACAUAAAUGAC